AUGUUGCAGUCGUCAAAAGCCAAACUCUCAGUUAUUUACCCACCAAAAAAGACAUACCCUAAAUGUACCUCCCUUAAUCCAACUAAUCAGGUGUAUUAUCCUGGUGACGUCAUCACCACGGCGUGUCAAUCUGGGAAAAGUAAUGCCCCUAUCGACUUGACGUGGAGAAAAGGAGAUGUGAUUAGGAAUGGAACACGUGUUAAUGAUAAUGUUCCUGAAAUACGCGACACAUGGAUAUUGUCAUCCCAUGAUAAUGACAUCAACAUUACGUGUGUUAUGACCGGCCCCGCUGUGUUAAUUGAAAGACAAUGCACAGUUGGACCGAUACAAGUUGAAGAAAUCCCUGAGAAAGAAGAAACAACGAUGAACGAUGUCGAACCUUCUACUGUCAUUGAUACAACGACGUCAAUCACCGUGACGGUUACUAAACCAAUGCCCGUCUCCAUAACUGCCAGUCUGACCGCCCCUUAUAAAACAACAAUCGACGAUAUAAAACCAACUACUACCCGUGAUACAACGACACUGAUAACCGCGAGGGUGACUAAACCAACGUUAAUCUCGAAAACUGCCUCUCUGACCAUCCCUUAUAAAACAACAAUCGACAAACUAAAACCAACUACUGCACUUGAUUCAACGACACGAAUCAUUGCGAAGGUGACUAAACCAACGUCCAUCUCCAAAACGUUCUCUUUGACCACUCGAUCUCCUUAUAAAACAACAAUCGACAAAAUAAAAUCAACUACUGCACUUGAUUCAACGACACGAAUCAUUGCGAAGGUGACUAAACCAACGUCCAUCUCCAAAACGUUCUCUUCGACCACUCGAUCUCCUUACAAAACAACAAUCGACAAAAUAAAACCAACUACUGCACUUGAUUCAACGACACGAAUCAUUGCGAAGGUGACUAAACCAACGUCCAUCUCCAAAACGUUCUCUUCGACCACUCGAUCUCCUUACAAAACAACAAUCGACAAAAUAAAAUCAACUACUGCACUUGAUUCAACGACACGAAUCAUUGCAAAGGUGACUAAACCAACGUCCAUCUCCAAAACGUUCUCUUCGACCACUCGAUCUCCUUACAAAACAACAAUCGACAAAAUAAAACCAACUACUGCACUUGAUUCAACGACACGAAUCAUUGCGAAGGUGACUAAACCAACGUCCAUCUCCAAAACGUUCUCUUCGACCACUCGAUCUCCUUACAAAACAACAAUCGAAAAAAUAAAACCAACUAAUGCCCGUGAUACAACGACACUGGUAACUGCAAAAUUGACUAAACCAAUGUUCGUCCCCGAAACUGCCUCUCUGACCGCCCCUUACAAAACAACAAUCGACAAAAUCAAACCACCUACUACACGUGAUGCAACGACAGCAAUCACCGCGAAGUUUACUAAACCGACGACCGUCUCCUUGGCCGCGUCUUACAAAAAGACCGACGACAUCGAAUCGACUACCUCACCUGAUACAACGGCACCGAUCACAGUGACGGUUAUCAAUGCAGCGACCAUCUUGAAAUUUGCCCACUAUGAAACAACCCUUCAUGCCACUGGCCAAUUCACUGACAAGAAUUUUGAAGCAUCGAAUACAACUGCUAGUGCAACUACCGUUUUUACGAAAGGGGUAUUUCUAACAACGCCUGGCAAUAACCAAAUUCUUUCUAUAUCGAUAUACGUUACGGGAGGAGCCAUUUUAACGAUAAUUGUUGUCUGUUCUGUCCUUAUUUGUUGGAGAAAUAAUAAAAACGCAAAACGUAAAAAGAAAGGCGAAAGCCGAACACACGACAUACAGGAGCUGACAGAAAGAGCCAACCGUCACGCCGAAAGGGACGCGGACAAAAAUGAACAUAGCACGGUGUUUGAACCAAGUAAACCGUCAUUCACAUCAUCGAGUGACCAUACAGUCGCUUUAGUCUCACCGCAUGAUGAUGGACAACCUGGUGGCUCGGUAAACGACGAUACUUGUACUAACGCGGGGCCUCUCACGACGUUCGCGAAAUCGGGGGAGCUAGUUUACGCCGAUCUCGAUUUUUCCCUCUUUAAGCCGGAACGUGAGGGAAACGUAAAGUCGUUUAAAUCAGACGACAAAGUCAUCUAUGCCGAUAUCAUGAGCUGUUAA
This is a messenger RNA of Saccoglossus kowalevskii, 2115 nucleotides long. RefSeq names its product cell wall protein DAN4-like. NCBI's taxonomy places the organism in Eukaryota, Metazoa, Hemichordata, Enteropneusta, Harrimaniidae. The record is from RefSeq and is a predicted model, not a curated record.